AUGGCACCGCACCGGUUGAUGGGCAGCUUUGACCUGCACAAGAAAAUUAAAGUGCCAAAGAAUGAGGCGGCUGUGCCUUGUGAGAUUCGAUGCAUUGAAGGGCUGCUUGGCAAAGAAACUGCCCUGGCUUCUUUGUCUCAACUUCAGCGUGACACAAACAAUAAGAAGGCCGAACAGUGGUACUUGUUCGUUCGAUUUGGGUCUCGAUGGAACGGCCCCACGGAAACGAGAAUUGUGUUCCUUGUCAUCCUUCGACCUCCCAAACAGCUCUACUGUUACAUUAUGGACGGGUACAAUCUACGGGAAGCUCGGGCUUUUGGAGGAACCCCUCCUGUAGAUGGCGUACUAGUUUGCGUGGCUGAUCUGAUGAAGAACGUGAAGUGUCGCCUCAAAAGGCUCGUCUGCUGUCCUUCUGUUGGUCGCUUUCGGCUUUCGCAAACUCUUUCCCUUGCCACCAAGCUAGAGGAUGUCUUUGUCCCUGUUGGGGUGCAGAUUGCUGUCCCAAAGUGUACGGACUUUCCAGAGAACCAACCAGGCAGCCUCGCAGGAAACUUUACAACGGACCCUGAAAACAAUCGAGCUCUUUGGACCAAAAUGGAUGGCAUUGUCAACUCCCUCCAUUCCAAGUUUGACCGGAUCAUGGAUCAACCAGGGUACAAUCCACCCCAGAUGGCAACCGAAGCCGGUGGCUACUAUGCCGUUCCUUACAUGCUGCACACCAAUCCAGUCCAACGAAGGAACCUUCAAGAGGCUUCAUCCGCCGAUCUUCGGGAGCUUUAUGAGAGCGCCAAGUUAUUCCACGAAGCCCGAGUUUGGGAUUACUUGUCCACGAAUGAAUACCUCUACUGCCAAGACAAAGUGACGGGCAAGUCAGGAUAUGUCCGAGUUUGUGGACACUCCGAUUACGAUGCCCGUGGCUUGGUUAUUUACUCCGCCGAGGAAGAUUUGGGCCGUGUUAUGGAUUUUGAGCACUAUGUUGAUAAGCUCGACUACUUCGGACCUCAGGUGGUGUCCUUGGGGACGGUGGAUGCUGUGACAUCUCUGGGUUUGCCACUCGCACAAAAUGAUCCUCUAGGAGCGGUCUGGCCCAGUUGGAACCGUCACAAGGGCUGCAGUAGCCAAAUUAUGCACGACGAAGAGGCUCUCCUUCGAGAAUUGAUGAAAAACGCCAAUAGUCCUGCCCCUUGUGAUCGUUGGAAGUUUCUGUCCAGAGUCACAAGGGCCGUUGUCAGUUUUGUGGCAAAUCCAAUGUUUGUGUCUAAAAACCCUGCAGCAAAUGGGUAUCUAACGACGAUGGUCGUACAAGUCAGCAUGAACUUUGGAGAAGGAGAGAUGGAUAUUAAGGCAGGGCACCACCGUGUUGGGAUCUUGUCAGACUCUGCCUGUGUCGAAACCAUGGCCAUUGGGGCCAAGCACAAGUGCAACUUUUGCAACCAACCUGCCCCUGUGGCUCUUUGGGUUGACAAGGAGACAGGAGAGCUCCCAGUCGCCUGCAAAACCUGCGGAAUUCGCUACUGCUCCCACCGAUGUCUUGACAAGGACAAGUUUCGCCAUGUGAGAUCGUGCGACGGCUUGGUUGAAGCCAAAGAGAAUCUCUGUGGAGUUUGUGGGCUGCAGGCCGAGUUGAGGUGCUCACGUUGCAAGCUUAUCUACUACUGUUGCAAGGAACACCAGAAGGUCGACUGGAGAGUACAUAAGAAGAACUGCCCACCUUCGCAGAAGUGA
Seminavis robusta is the source of this 1725-nucleotide messenger RNA. NCBI's taxonomy places the organism in Eukaryota, Bacillariophyta, Bacillariophyceae, Naviculales, Naviculaceae. The record is from the annotation of a GenBank genome assembly.